UGGAUUAUUGUAAUCCUUCCGAGGGACGACACCUCGGAUCAGAGCAGCCGGAGCUCCGACACACAGUGGCCUGUCAGCAGCACCUCUGCCCAAAAACAAGUCACCAAAUCGGGAUAUGAUCUGACGCACUGCUCGCUGCCCCUGAAUGCAUCACCUGGUGCUCGGGCCAUUUCCUGGAUCAGUGAGUCCGCCUGACGAACACUGACAGCGGCUUGUCUUUGCACCACGAAGCACUGCGGAGAAAAUAGCUUUAAUUUGUUAGUUAAAUAUCCCCCCCCCCCCUUUCCCUCCCCUGCCCCCGGUAGGUGUAGCUCGGCUGGACUCGGCUGUUCUCGGCUCGGUCUGCGGAGAGAAGCUGCUCGGCUGGGGCUGGACUCUGCUGGACUCGGCUCGUCUCGGCUUGACUCGGCUCUUCUCGGAGCUGCUGAUAAGCUAGCUGAGCUUAGCUAGCUCACUCAUAGCUAGGAAUUCAUCAAGUUUACCCAGAUAUUCAGCGCAUUUCCCGGACCCGCAGCCCCCCACCAAAGGAGGGAGAAUGUCGGCGAAAGACCAAAACAAAAUGUCCACCACUGAACGACCUAUCAAAGCGGUGCCAUAUCCUCCAGGUACGCGCCUGACGGUCAAAGACCUGUAUGUGGACGGCAGGCCCAGUGUGGAGGUGCUGAAAGCCCACCUGGUGAAGGAGGGCCGCCUGGAGGAGGAGACAGCUCUGAGGAUCAUCAACGAUGGAGCCGCCAUUCUGCGCCAGGAGAAGUGCAUGCUGGAGGUGGAGGCCCCCAUCACAGUGUGUGGAGACGUCCACGGGCAGUUCUUUGAUCUGAUGAAGCUGUUUGAGGUGGGGGGGUCACCCAGCAGCACCCGAUACCUGUUCCUGGGAGACUAUGUGGACCGAGGAUACUUCAGCAUCGAGUGUGUGCUGUACCUGUGGGCUCUGAAGAUCAACCAUCCCAACACCCUGUUCCUGCUCAGAGGAAACCACGAGUGCCGGCACCUCACAGAGUACUUCACCUUCAAACAGGAGUGUAAAAUAAAGUACUCUGAGCGAGUGUAUGACGCUUGUAUGGACGCGUUUGACUGCCUGCCGCUCGCUGCGCUGCUGAAUCAGCAGUUCCUAUGUGUUCAUGGAGGCCUGAGCCCCGAGGUCACCUGCCUGGAUGACAUACGCAAGUUGGACCGGUUUAAAGAGCCUCCAGCGUUCGGGCCGAUGUGUGACCUGCUGUGGUCGGACCCGGGGGAGGAUUACGGCUCGGAGAAAACCCAGGAACACUUCUGCCACAACAGCGUGAGAGGCUGCUCCUACUUCUACAGCUACCCCGCAGUAUGUGACUUCCUGAUGAACAAUAACCUGUUGUCUGUAAUACGAGCACACGAAGCUCAGGAUGCAGGGUAUCGAAUGUACAGGAAGAGCCAGACGACCGGCUUCCCGUCUCUAAUCACCAUCUUCUCUGCUCCCAACUACCUGGACGUGUACAACAACAAAGCCGCGGUGCUGAAAUACGAGAAUAACGUGAUGAACAUCCGGCAGUUUAACUGCUCCCCCCACCCCUACUGGCUGCCCAACUUCAUGGACGUGUUCACCUGGUCGCUGCCCUUCGUCGGGGAGAAAGUGACGGAGAUGCUGGUGAACGUGUUGAACAUCUGCUCUGACGACGAGCUGAUGUCAGAGGGAGACGACACGUGUGAGGGAGGAACCCCUGCUGUGAGGAAGGAAGUGAUCAGGAAUAAAAUCCGGGCGAUCGGGAAGAUGGCUCGCGUCUUCUCUGUGCUCAGAGAGGAGAAUGAGAGUGUGUUACAGCUGAAGGGUCUGACUCCCACAGGAACUCUACCUGUCGGCGUUUUGUCCGGAGGACGGAGAACUCUGCAGAGCGCAACCGUAGAGGCAGAGGAGGCCAGAGCGAUCCAAGGCUUCAACCCUCAGCACAAGAUCCAGAGCUUCGAGGAGGCCCGAGGGCUGGACCGCAUCAACGAGAGGAUGCCCCCCCGCCGGGACAGCAAACAGCAGGAGGCCCCACCCCCACUCAACAACCUGCCGGCCAGCACCGGCCCCCCCGACAAGAACGGCACCAACACACAGGCCUAAACCCCCCCUUUCUCCUCCUCUUCCUCUUCCUCUUCCUCCCCCUCUCAGAGCCGCGACUCUCGCUUAAUUUAUUUCAACAUCGGUUAAAAACCAGUGGACGCAGAUCUGGGGGCAGAGGAUGACUGAGUGUAGAUGAAUAAGACGUAAUGAAUACAGGAAUGAAAGGAAAAGUCCAGAAUGAAGCAGAACACGCGUCCCUAGCUUUAAUAUAUCCUACCUUUAUUCAUCUAUUUAUUCCUGUGUUUAUUCCCACGUUUGUUAAUCACUGCAUUUAUACUCUGUCCUGUUCCGCCCCGAGAGAUCUGUCCCGCUGCAGGCAUCAUCACCGCCCGGUCGCUUCGUUUUAUAACCUGGGGGGGCUGAAACUCUUUACUGCAGCGUUUUAUUUUGGCGGGGUAGGAACGCUGUGUUUUCGUACACACACACACACACACACACACACACACACACACACACACACACACAGGAGAAAUCGCAUAAAGUCCAUCCUUUCUUAUGCCAAUGAUAGUGUGACUGAGCUCUGCGGAGCGAGUAUUGACAUUUAUAUUAUGUAUAUUUUAAUUGUUCCCUCUUUUUUUCAAUGUGAUGUUUUUUUUGUUUUUUACAACACAUAGAUUUAGGCUUAAUUAUCCAGAACAGCGUGGGGAGGGGGAGAAUUAAAGGGUUAUUCUGCUUUAUUAUAACUCGGGUCUCGAGCGCUUAACGUUUAUUAUUAUUAAUGUUGGUUUGAUGUUGAAAAAAAGUCGAGGUCCGUUUAUGAAUUCUCCUGGAUUAUAUUCGAGAAUCUGCAGGAAAAAGUCUGGGAUGUUUUCUAAGAUUAAAGCCGCAAAUUUAGGUGAAAAAUAGACGAAAAUGAUUGGAAAAAAGAAGAAGAUUAAACCUGAGAUGAAUUCAUAUUAACAACAUAAAGAAAUAUCCCACAUUUAGGUCCCAAAUUUGCGAGAUAAAAAAAUCCACCAAAAACUUUCAGAUUAAAGAAAUGACUCAUUUACAAACAUCAACAUGUAGAAAUGAUAUACAACAAAGAAACGUGUGUGGAGAAUGUGCAUUAAAAUAUGAAAAGCAUGUUCUGGGUUCAUGAGCUCCUGAACCUGCGGGAGGAAAGCAAAUAUUCCCAGACAUUAUAAACACAUAUAUACAAAGGGAGAUAAAAUCCCGCUUUAUUUUACCAAAGUCUUGAGUGUUCGUUCAUUAUUCAAGUCUAAACCAGCUGUGCUGACCCGUCUUUAACAGGCUGUGGUUUUGAAAUCCAGAACAGCGUUUAGAUUUUAUUCCCUCAGUUAUUCCAACGUUUCCUCGACAAGGAAAGCUCAACUCUGCCGGGUCAGAAGCGCUGAUUUGAAUCUCCAAACGACUGCGUGUUUCUGACUCUGCAGAAAUGAAAGAGGAUGAUGUUUACUGACGGAGGAUGAAGAUACAAACUAAAGACCCCGGUUUUAAUAAAGGGGGAGAGACACAGGAGAGAAGGGAACGGUGGACCGGUGUGGGGAUCGACCCGGGUGGGUUUGAUUCGUCGUUUUCUUUUGGGGGUUUUUGGGGGCGCGGUGGGUGGGAGCUUUAUUUUAUUUUGUGGGAGCGAGGCCUCAUUUCUGACUUCUGUUCGGCUCUCUGAACAUAUCUCACAGAAUGUACAGAAAUAUAAAUCUGUUUUCUUUACAGCUAAAUUUGAGAAAAUAUGAAAUUGUGUCAUGUACUGCGAGGCCUCAUUUCUGUAGAUGUUUCACUCCAUUCAAAUAAAAAAAAGAGAUAAAGCAAA
Eleginops maclovinus (Patagonian blennie) is the source of this 3836-nucleotide messenger RNA. It is a transcript of the gene ppp3ccb, whose product is annotated as protein phosphatase 3, catalytic subunit, gamma isozyme, b. Gene Ontology annotation, biological process: calcineurin-mediated signaling. Gene Ontology annotation, cellular component: calcineurin complex; cytoplasm. Gene Ontology annotation, molecular function: calmodulin-dependent protein phosphatase activity; calmodulin binding. The record is from RefSeq and is a predicted model, not a curated record. Lineage: Eukaryota; Metazoa; Chordata; Actinopteri; Perciformes; Eleginopidae.